This is a messenger RNA of Salpingoeca rosetta, 603 nucleotides long. RefSeq lists its product as uncharacterized. The record is from RefSeq and is a predicted model, not a curated record. Bases 1 to 603 code for a protein of 200 amino acids. Lineage: Eukaryota; Choanoflagellata; Craspedida; Salpingoecidae. The transcript is spliced from 4 exons.
AUGGCACGCACGGCAAUCUUCCUCACCUUCGCAGCAGCUAUGCUCGCUGCCGCCGCUGCCACUGAGGUUCGGCUGACCCAGAUUUCGUCGUUUGACCGCUUUGCCGGCGAUGUCGAGGAUGCGACCACCACCAGCACAGGCUGCGUCUCGCUCGGCGUGUCCAACUCCGGUUACCAGUUCACCCCCGCCGAUGCCAACACCGUCACCCCUGUCUGCAUCGACUCGUGCAACGAGAACGGCUGCUACACAUUCUCCGAGGGCUGCGGGGCUGGCUGCGACUUCUGCGCGGAGGUUUCCGAGUGCACGGACAGGGACGGCUUCAAGCGCUGCACAGAGCUCCUCAGCUGCCCAUGCGUUGUUGGCGCGUACACGUGCGAGCCCGCAAACGUCGGCGUCUCCAUCGAGUCUGUGCCCGAGGACAGCGACGCGCGCCGCCUUGACCUGCUCACCACGGGCGGAUACUUUGCGUACUUUGCGCAGGAGGACUGCACCGGCACGGGCUUCAACAUGCUUGCAUGCAGCGCAAAGGACGGAGACUGCAAGGGCCUUGCACCGUGCACCUCGUCUGACGGCAGCUGCUGCAAGCUUGUCCCCACGGCCUAG